Messenger RNA from Echinococcus granulosus, 516 nucleotides. RefSeq names its product GTP-binding protein GEM. The record is from RefSeq and is a predicted model, not a curated record. The transcript has 2 exons. NCBI's taxonomy places the organism in Eukaryota, Metazoa, Platyhelminthes, Cestoda, Cyclophyllidea, Taeniidae. The coding region runs from base 1 to 516 and encodes 171 amino acids. Gene Ontology annotation, cellular component: plasma membrane. Gene Ontology annotation, molecular function: GTPase activity; calcium channel regulator activity; GTP binding.
AUGCGCAUACUGGACGUGGAUAUCUACAUUGUGGUGUACGCGGUUGACGAAGAAGCCUCAUUCAAAGUGGCCAAGUCGAUUAUCAAGAAACUACAGGAAAUGAGAAGGUUAAGUGGCAAACUGCAACUUCUCUACCUAGUCGGCAAUAAAACUGACCUCGUUCGCAGUCGGCAGGUAACGACACAAAGAGGCCGAAGAUUUGCUGCUGUCAAUGGAGCCACAUUCUUUGAGGUAUCAGCAGCGAUUAACCACUUAGUGGACGAAUUGCUUGUGGACAUGGUGGUACAAUGGCGCAAGGAGGUAACACAGCAUGAAUUUAGUCGCCUGGGCUUGCCUACGCAUCCAACGAUCACCGCCGCGUCCAGUGAUGCUGGCGGUGUCGCAUCCUCCUCCGCUUCAGAGAACCGCGGGCGCCAAAGCUGGACCUCGACUCUGAGCAACCCGAAGAACAUGCUGCAGCGCAUCUUCAAACAACAAUUCACCGCUAAGUCGUGCAUGGAACUACAAAAAUCUUGA